Linum tenue is the source of this 342-nucleotide messenger RNA. The record is from the annotation of a GenBank genome assembly. Lineage: Eukaryota; Viridiplantae; Streptophyta; Magnoliopsida; Malpighiales; Linaceae.
AUGGGGAUCACAAUUGGAUUGAGGAUGGCUUGGGAAGAGGGCGCAAGGCAAGUUGAAGUGCAGACUGACUCGAGAACUGCUUUGGAGCUGAUUCGGGAGUCCGUUGGGACGCAUCCGCACCACAUCUUGAUCUCCCAGAUUCGGCAGCUUUUGAGUAGAGAUUGGCAGGUGGAGCUCAAGCAUGUUUACAGGGAGGGGAACGUGGCAGCAGACUUUCUAGCCUCGCUGGGCCAUUCUCUUAGCGUGGGCGAGCAUACGAUCACGGCACCAUCCCCGACGUUGAAUCACCUACUGCUCUAUGAUGUAAUGGGUAUCCAGACCCCUCGCUUUGUGUUAAGCUAA